This is a messenger RNA of Dreissena polymorpha, 1037 nucleotides long. Its product is annotated as protein kinase C iota type-like. The transcript has 7 exons. Gene Ontology annotation, molecular function: protein binding. NCBI's taxonomy places the organism in Eukaryota, Metazoa, Mollusca, Bivalvia, Myida, Dreissenidae. The coding region runs from base 111 to 686 and encodes 191 amino acids. The record is from RefSeq and is a predicted model, not a curated record.
CGCUAAAACUGUAAACAUGAAAGGAAGUGAACUUCGUUAGUUGGUUAACUUUAAAUACUUUCUCAAUUACUCAUAUAUUAAACAUAUACUAUAGACCUUCCAGAACGACCAUGCCAAUUCAACAACAUAUGGAUGACAGCGACAUUCGAAUGCGAGUCGGCUAUAAUGGGGAUAUCUUAAUAACCUCAAUCAAGCACGAGAUCAGCUAUGACAGUUUCUGCUCUGAGAUCAAAGACAUCUGCAAGUUUGAAGACCGACAGCCGUUCACGGUCAAGUGGGUCGACGAAGAUGGGGACCCGUGCACGAUAUCAUCACAGAUAGAACUGGACGAGGCCAUACGGCUGUAUGAGAUAAACAAGGACUCGGAGAUUAACAUGCACGUGUUUCCAAAUAUCCCGCGUGAGCCUGGUUUGCCAUGUGUCGGGGAGGACCGAAACAUGUACCGUCGCGGGGCGCGAAGAUGGCGCAAGUUGUACAGAGUCAAUGGCCACAACUUCCAGGCAAGAGAUUCUCCAGAAAAGCAGUGUGUGAGUUCUGUCAGGACCGGAUCUUGGGGCCUGGGUCGUCAAGGGAUACAAGUGUGUGCAGUGCAAGCUUCUCGUUCACAAGAGAUGUCACAAGCUUGUCAAGAUAACAUGUGGAACCACACGACCACCUCUGCAGCCAACAAAAGAACCCUAUGGUGAGCCCCCUCCGCCCUAUGACAAAGGUCAAGGUCAGGCACAGACUGGGGAACCCAACGGGGAAUCAAACACACCACACAGAUAGACAUUGGGAAGGAGGAACAAAGUGUCGAAGCAACUUUGACAGACUAUCAUAGAGAGGUAUUUUCCGUACUGUCUACUGUGACAUGCUUUCACUGGCCUGUUGUGGUGCUCAUUUCCUUGUUCAGUUAAUCCAGUGUUCACCUUUCAUUCUGUUCAGUAGUUAAGUUCACUCAAUGUUUUCACUUAAAGCUCAUCUUAGCACAAGUUUUCAUGGUGCGCAAUUUUGUCACCCUAUGUCUGAUGUUUUUUGCGUUGUCGUUCGUAAACUUU